CUAUAUAAAUUCGUUGCUCUCGAUCAUUUCGGUAGACAGCCGUCUUCAUCGGUGCACGUAAGGAAGAUCUAUCUAAUCAUGGCAAUCAGAGGUUUAUUAAUUCUUGGCCUAAUCGUCGCCUGUUAUGGCGCAACAGUGCCGUUUCUAGAGCCAAGAAUCGUAAAUGGGGUGGACGCAAAGCCAGGAGAAAUUCCAUACCAGAUCUCUCUUCAAAUGAAACUAUCGAACUUCCAUUUCUGCGGUGGUUCAAUUCUCAACAAGAACUACGUCAUUACUGCUGCUCAUUGUGUCCUCACUAAAUCAAAAAAUAACAUCCAAGUGGUCGCCGGUACAAACUAUUUGAACGAUGAGAAAUCUUCUAUUCACAACGUUAAGAAUAUCAUCGUACACGAAAAUUACAGUCCUUCAGAUUCUUGGAAGAACGAUAUCGCAUUAUUGGAGGUAGUUGAACCUUUCUCCGAAACUAAAUUGAUAUCUUUUAUCAACCUGCCAACAUCUCACGACGUUAUCAAUGCCAACGAUAGGGCCGUUAUCUCUGGAUGGGGUAGACUUUGGCAAAACGGUGCAACGACCAAGAAAUUGCAACGUGCACAAAUUUACAUCGCCGAUCAGACUUACUGCCGAAAUAUGUACAGCAAGAUGAAUUAUAACAUCCAUGAUUCUCAUAUUUGUGCUUAUGAUCCGGAAUCUCCUAGAGGAUCUUGCCACGAUGAUUCUGGUGGCCCCUUGACCGUUAAUGGGAAACUCGUUGGUCUGGUCUCAUGGGCUAAAGCUUGCGCCCUUACCGACUACCCUACGGUUUACACUCGUGUCUCCGAGUUCAAGAACUGGAUCAGGACUCACACAGAAGCUUAAAUUCAAGUUCAACGUAUAAUAAUAAUCGAUGAUUUUACGACGAGUCACGUAUCAACGUGACACAUAAUAAUAAUAACAAUAAUAUUUAUUAAUAUAGCUAACACUACUAUCUAAUCUAUUUCUAAUCGGACAAUACCGAUAAUUUUAAUUCGGUGCUUUAAAUAAUAAACAUGGAUCAAUAAACGAUCUAAACGUUAAAUUGCAA
Molecule: messenger RNA, 1060 nt
Organism: Vespula pensylvanica (western yellowjacket)
Lineage: Eukaryota; Metazoa; Arthropoda; Insecta; Hymenoptera; Vespidae
Product: chymotrypsin-2-like
Exons: 7
Coding region: 79-855 (258 amino acids)
Biological process (GO): proteolysis
Molecular function (GO): serine-type endopeptidase activity
Source: RefSeq, a predicted model, not a curated record